Molecule: messenger RNA, 2713 nt
Organism: Guyanagaster necrorhizus
Lineage: Eukaryota; Fungi; Basidiomycota; Agaricomycetes; Agaricales; Physalacriaceae
Product: DNA repair helicase
Exons: 17
Coding region: 11-2587 (858 amino acids)
Biological process (GO): nucleobase-containing compound metabolic process; establishment of sister chromatid cohesion
Cellular component (GO): nucleus
Molecular function (GO): ATP binding; hydrolase activity, acting on acid anhydrides, in phosphorus-containing anhydrides; DNA binding
Source: RefSeq, a predicted model, not a curated record
GUUACCAGUCAUGUCGCUGAGCCUACCAACUCCCGAUGACUUUCCAGCUUUUCCGUUCUCUCCUUAUCCGAUACAGGUGGAGCUUAUGCGCCAUCUUUAUACGUCUAUCGAGGGAAGAAAGGUCACUAUCAUCGAGAGUCCAACUGGCACAGGAAAAACACUCAGUCUUUUAUGUGCCAGCUUGACUUGGUUAACGGAUGAGAAGAAUCGCGCGAGGAAAGGCAAACUGGCGGCAUUGGGGAUGGCUGAUGCAGACGACAAUGACUGGGUAGCUGGGCAGACCAGGGAGCGUUUGAGAAGAGACUUGGAAGAUCAGGAAAGUGAAUAUGAGCAGCGGUUGGCUAAGGCCAGAAAGAAAGAAGCGGAGAUGAGGAAAAUGGCAAGGGCGCGCACCUCGAAGAAACCCAGGAUGAAGGAGAAAUCCAACCCCAUUAACGACGAAGAAAAUGACGACGUGUUCCUUCCGGAAACUGAAGCAGCUGAGAACGAUAAUAUAUCGCCGGCGGUCAAGACAUUGAUGGAAAAGCUAGAGAAAGGUUCUAGGCAGGACUUGCUGGACGACGAAGAACUUACAUGCACCAAGAUAUACUACGCGUCACGCACGCAUUCUCAGUUGACCCAAAUCAUACCAGAAAUGAAGAGAUUAAAGCUCUUUCCGGUUGAUAAUCGGUCGACCUGCUCUUCGAUCGCGUUGCCCCGAAAACGUGUUGCUGAAGAAUCGGACGAUGAAGUGGACACGGACACUACAAUCUCUUAUUCACGCACAGUGUCGCUUGGCUCGCGAAAACAGCUUUGUGUCAAUGACGAACUUCGUUCAAAGAAGGCAGACCUUGACGAGGCGUGUCGCGAACUGUUAAACGAGAAGGGGGAUAAACGCUGUCAAUUUUUGUCACCUAUAGGCGAUGAUUACCGUAUGGUUGAAUUUCGAGAUCAAAUCCUGGCCUCGCCAAAAGAUAUUGAAGACCUUGCCACCGCUGGUCGAAUAGUUAAUUUAUGCCCAUAUUUUGGCUCUAGGCGCGCCAUAUCUCAAGCAGAACUCGUGACCUUACCUUAUAACCUGCUGUUGCAGAAGUCGGCGCGUGAAGCCCUCGGGAUUGAUCUAAAGGAUCAAAUCGUUAUCAUUGACGAAGCUCACAACCUUAUCCCAACACUCCUGGCGUUGUCGACGCACAAGUUGUCUCUCUCUACCCUGGAAAUAUCUUUUAAACAAGUGUGCAUUUACAAUUCAAAGUUUCGCAAUCGCCUUUCUCCCGUAAACAUGUUACACUUGAAGCGUCUAGUCGCAUUUCUCGAUGCAUUGACGAAAUAUACCCUAUCCUGGAAGGAGGACGAUGUACGUCAAAAUCAGAAGGUUGAUAUGCUUUCUGUAUCUGAGCUCCUAGAACGGCUUGGAAACAAGGUAGCGGGGAUUAAUUUAUUAGAGAUUACGGGAUAUUUGAAAACAAGUAAAGUUGCAAGAAAGAUUGCGGCUUAUUCUGAAAAGCAGGAUGAAAAAAGAAUGGAUUCGGCAAAGAUUAAGCAGACCCCGAAAGGGGCGGUUCCACCCUUACAUGCAGUUGAAGACUUGAUGCGCUCGCUGACAGCGACAAGCGAAGAUGGCAGAAUAAGUCUUUCCCUUGUGGGAAACCCCGGUCAUGAAGAUGUUGAAAUCAAAUACCAGCUCCUUAAUCCAGCCCCGCCAUUUUUGGACGUAAUCGAAGAAGCACGAUCCAUUAUUCUUGCAGGCGGAACCAUGUCACCUAUAUCUGAUGUCAUGAACCAACUGUUCCCGAAUCUACCAAGUGAAAGGUUGACAAGUUUCUCUUGCGGUCAUGUCAUCCCGCCUUGGAAUCUGUUGCCAAUGACAAUUUCCAAGGGGCCACGUGGCGGAGACCUCCAAUAUAAAGCUGAAAAGCAAGCAGACAAAGCUGUGAUCGGAGAGUUGGGACAGAUCAUCCUAAAUUUGACCAACAUCGUUCCCGGUGGGAUGAUCGUGUUCUUUCCGUCUUAUAGAUUCUUGCACACGAGCAAAGAUGCUUGGAAAACAAGUGGUGUUAUAGAAAAGUUCAACGCGAAAAAGAAAGUGUUCUUUGAGCCAGAUGAAGCCAAAGAUGUCGAUGAGAUCCUGCAAGGAUUCUCAUUUGCAGUCCAUAAUCCAGUCGACAAUAAGAAAGGCGCAUUGCUCUUCGCAGUUAUUGGGGCAAAGCUAUCUGAGGGCCUGAAUUUUACCGAUGAUUUAGCUCGAGCGGUAGUCAUUGUCGGGCUUCCUUACGCGAACCUAGCGUCCCCAGAGCUUCGCGAGAGGAUGAAAUAUGUAAAGCGGCUAGAGGACAAAGGUCAGCUAAAGAAAGCGCAAGGCCAGAAAGAUGCCGCAGCGGAGCUGUAUGAAAACAUGUGUAUGAAUGCUGUCAACCAGAGUAUAGGACGUGCAAUAAGACACCGUGGGGAUUGGGCGUCCCUGAUUCUCCUUGAUAGACGCUAUGCAUCACCGAAUAUUCGCAAUAAGUUGCCGAAGUGGAUCGGAUCAGAGAUGAAGGUUGCCCAGACAUUUGGAUCAGCCAUGAAAGAAAUGGGUGUUUUCUUUAGAAAUAAAAAGGUCCAAAAUUAGUAUGUACUAGUCAGCCCCAGAAAUUCUAGGACGGCAUAAGCUAUAUGUAAGAUAGUGCUGUCGAUAAAGUCCAUGCAGACAAUCUGUCUAGGAUAUGAAAAUAAACGAACAAGUGCAAUGUCAUGC